AUGGCACCCUCACAGGUAGUCAUCGACGAAAGAGUCAUCGUCGACAGUUUACAGAAAGACCCCAAGCGAAAAUGGCUCAGUUACAUCUGGGACACAUUCGACAAGUCCCCCGAAGAGCGCAAGCUGCUAUUCAAGCUGGACACAGCGAUAUUGACUUUCGCUUCACUUGGGUAUUUCAUCAAGUAUCUCGAUCAAGUCAACCUCAAUAAUGCGUUUGUCUCUGGGAUGAAAGAAGACCUCAGCCUAUAUGGCAACGAGCUUAAUUACAUGCAGACCUGUUGGACAGUCGGCUACGUGAUUGGCGAGAUACCCAGCAAUUUGCUCCUGACCCGUAUCCGGCCGAGAUAUUGGAUUCCCGCGAUGGAGCUACUAUGGACGGUGCUGACGUUUGCAAUGGCGCGAUGUAACUCCCCGACUCAAUUCUAUGUCUUGCGCUUUUUUGUCGGCCUCGCAGAAAGCACAUUCUACCCGGGCAUGCAGUACAUCAUCGGCUCGUGGUACCGCAAAGACGAGCUCGCGAAGCGGUCAUGUAUUUUCCACACGAGUAGUGGCAUCGCGAGUAUGUUUUCUGGAUACCUGAUGGCGGGCGUAUAUCAUCUUGGUGGCAGGGGCGGGUUCAAGGGCUGGCAGUGGUUGUUUAUAAUCGAUGGAGUCAUUUCGCUUCCGGUGGCGCUGAGUGGGUUCUUCAUUCUGCCUGAUGUGCCGGAGAUUUCGAACCCGUGGUUUUUGUCCAAGGAGGAAGUUUUGCUUUCACAGAAGCGAAUGCAGCUUGAAGGACGCAAGUCUAGAGGGCCUCUGACGAUGAAGAAGUUGAAGAGGAUAUUCUCGUCGUGGCAUAUCUAUCUACUGACAUUGCUGUAUUUGUGCUUCAACAAUGCUUCUGCAGGCUCCCAGCCUAUAUUCCAACAAUACCUCAAACACUCAACCGACCCCAAGUACUCCAUCGGCCAGAUUAACGCCUAUCCAACCACCACCGGCGCGGUUCAGGUCGUGACUACUCUAAUCUACGCUUGGACAUCCGACUCCAUCCUCGGCGGCAAACGCUGGCCACCCGUCAUAUUCGGCGCUAUAAUCAACAUCAUCUCAUACACCUCCCUCGCUAUAUGGAACAUCCCCACCGGGUGGAAAUGGACCUGCUACAUCAUCGCCGGAGCAGGGUACGGCCUAAGCGGUCUUCUAAUGGCAUGGGCCCAUGAAAUCUGUGCCGACGAUAACGAGGAACGCGCGUUGGUGGUAGGCAGCAUGAAUGAGAUGGCGUAUGUGUUUCAGGCGUGGUUGCCGCAGGUUGUUUGGCGGCAGGUUGAGGCGCCGGGGUAUAGGAAGGGUUUCAUCACGGUGACGGUUUUGUCGGGUAUACUUAUUCUAGCGACUUUCGUGACGAUUCGGUUGGAAAGAAGGGAGAGGGCUGGGAAGCUAUCUGGGAUUACGGAGGGGUUGAGUGAGGACAGUUUACCAAGGGUAGAUUCGGAGGACGGAGGUGCGAUUAAGCGCACUGUAGACUUCUCCAACUUGCAGGAGGGUGUCGGUGGAUUCUCUGAUGCGAGUGUAUUCCUCAAACGCCAUAAAGGUGCUCAAUUCGCUUCUAUCGAGGACUGGGGUUGCUCCGGACUCCCCCUCUGGGAAGACCACCUGGUACCGCUGCAAGCGCUCGCGUUCUAUCAGCUCCUCGAACUCCUCCUUAGCGUCGAGAGCGAAGCUCGUCGCGGACUAAGAGCGUUGAGACGAAUGGAUUUCGCAGACCGAGACCGCCCAAUUGCUCCGGAAGAAGAACGCGUCCGGGAUUCCGGAGACGCCGAAACGUUCACCGAUCAUGUGCCGAAGGUGCUCCGUGACUGCCGAGGCGCGACUAUCGGUGUUGAAGAGCGCGUUCUGCACCUUUUCGUAAGUGGCAAGGAUGAGGUCGACAUGGUCACGCCCGAAGCAAAAGGCCGGCUGGCCGAAACUGCUAGUGAAGAAAGCGGCGGAUGCAGCUGUUCCAGGUGCGGAUCCAGGAGAUGGCGCUAUCACAGCAGUCAAGCUGUUGCUUUAAUGCCAGUCCCAGUUCUUCAACUCGGCGUAUCGCAUAUUCAGAACAUCUGCGAUCUCGGUCAUAGCGACCUCGUUGUUCAGGAAGUCUUUGAGCAUGGCUCGCUUCCCGUCACUCAGCAACUCCUGAGUCAGCAAACCUUUAAUGCAAUUGGACAACGAAAUCGGGUUGAAUGGUUCCUCAGUUUUCCAAAUUGUUUCGCAUCUGUCCUUGACAAGGCUCCGUAG
Molecule: messenger RNA, 2253 nt
Organism: Aspergillus lentulus
Lineage: Eukaryota; Fungi; Ascomycota; Eurotiomycetes; Eurotiales; Aspergillaceae
Source: RefSeq, a predicted model, not a curated record